Eimeria necatrix is the source of this 831-nucleotide messenger RNA. Its product is annotated as phosphoglycerate mutase protein, putative. Lineage: Eukaryota; Apicomplexa; Conoidasida; Eucoccidiorida; Eimeriidae. The transcript is spliced from 8 exons. Bases 1 to 831 code for a protein of 276 amino acids. The record is from RefSeq and is a predicted model, not a curated record. Gene Ontology annotation, molecular function: phosphatase activity.
AUGCAGCCGCCCCCAGACCCUCCUCAAGAACUCAAAAACUGCUGCGAGCUGCUGGCUGUCCGCCACGGGCUGACGGACUACAACGCGCAGCGGCGGCUGCAGGGCCAGCUGGACGUGCCGCUGAACGACACUGGGCGACAGCAGUGCCGCGAAUGCGGCCGCCGCCUGCGGAACCUCUUCGGUGGCCCGAAGGGCGCGGCAAUCUCUGCGAUCUACUCCAGCCCGCUGGGGCGGACUCGCGAGUCCGCGGAGAUCAUUCGGGAAGCAGCCGGCAUAGAAAGCGCUGUCGUGCUGGACAGCAGAUUGCAAGAAUGGAAUGCGGGAAUACUGCAGGGUCAUUUACUGGAAGAAUUGCCUUCUCUGUUUCCGAAGGAGUGGAACGCUUGGGAUAAAAGUAGAGACCCUUCGUUUGUAUUCCCAGGCGGAGAGAGUUUCCAGCAGCGCUACGACAGAGUAAAGGAGUUUUUCCUGGAAGUGACCCAAAAGCACUUGGGCGAGAGGAUUCUGGUGGUGACCCACGGGGGAGUGCUGGACGAUCUGUUCCGACUUGUGCGAAAUGUUCCAAUGAAUGUGAAAACAAAUGCUCCGAAGCUGAACGCAGAAAUCCACACUGUGCGGGCUCACUGGAGCAGCAGCAAGAGCAGCAGCAGCAGCGCCGCUGCCGCAGGGGAACCCCCCCCUGCUGCUGCUGCUGCUGCUGCUGCUGCUGCUGCUGUUACUUGGGAAAUAGUUUCCUGGGGGAAACUGGCUAAGGGGGACAGCCGCCUGACAGGCGAAGUUGACACCUCCACCCCAAUAGACAUUUCUGUCCGCGGCAUUGAGUAUGCCUAG